AAUUACAAAUCCAAUAUUUUUAAAAAUGCAUCAGUUAAAUAAAACUUGCAAAAUGCGAAAGUGACGCACUCGUGUAGGAAAAGCAAAAUGUCAGUAUUUGUUUAAAUUAGAAAUCCAGUCUGUGAUUAUCAGACACGAGGAUGACUUGUUUGUUGACAAAAAAGUGACAAUAACUUUGGACUUAACUCGAAUAAAUCAGUCAUUUUGAAACCGGUAAACAAUAGUGCUAAGAUUGAAAAAGUACCACAAAUGAAGUGAGGUUAAGAUGGAACAGUCCGUGUGCCCCUUACUCAAAGACCCCAAAUCGUACAAUCCCGACACGAUUGAUCUAAUCAAUGAUAUCAAAGAACGCAAAUACUGGUUGCCGUGUCUGGAAAACAUGGUCAAGAAAUUCGUCGCAAAGGCUAGUUCCCUGAAUCCAGACAAUCCAAAUGCUACCGAAAAUGCAGAAAUUUGUUUUCAAAAAUUCCACGACUUGGUUAUUAAAGCACUGGAAGAACCCAGCGUUUUAGCACCUUUAAGCAUCCGCACUUUAUUGGAAUUUAAUGAAGAUAAUUUGAGAAGUAACAGUUUCAAGGACGCUUGGUACAAACAGAAGGAAACUGAGACAAAAGCCGCUCUUAAAGAAUUCAAAGAGAGAUUAGACUUCAUUGACUCAAUUGCUGAUUUUGAAUCAAAGUGGUUGGAAAUCGUUACUGGCGUUUUAGCGGGAAAUGUGUUUGAUUGGGGGUCCACUAUAGUAGCUGAUAUUUUAGAAACUUCAACCAAUUUCGGGCUGUCGCAAGCUAUGAGUACAAUUGAAAAGAGACCUUGGUUUAAAGAUAACUUAGACAAUUGGAUAGAACGAAUUAAGAAAGAACCUUACAAAGAAGCUGUUGUUUUUGUUGAUAACGCAGGAGUGGACUUUGUACUAGGAAUUUUGCCUCUUAUUCGGGAAUUUUUGAAACAAAAUACUAAAGUCAUUGUGACUGCAAACACGGCCCCAGCAUUGAACGAUGUCACUUGGCACGAAUUAAAACUUUACUCUCAAGAAGCAGCUAGCCAAUGCCCCAUUUUAGAACAAUCUCUAAGAACGGGACAACUUGUGACCGUUGAAAAUGGCCAAAAGGGGCCUUGUUUAGAUCUGUCAACCUUAUCACCUGAGUUAUGUAGACUUAUGUCAGGAGCGGAUUUGAUUAUUUUGGAAGGAAUGGGCAGAGCAGUUCAUACAAAUCUCUACGCGAAAUUUAAUGUGGACAGUGUAAAACUAGCCGUUUUAAAAAAUGAUUGGUUGGCUAAGGGUUUAGGAGCACAACAAUUUUCAGUUAUUUUCAAUUAUGAGACAGCAACUUAACUCAAGUGACCUGUGAUCAACUUAGAUUAAGAAAUUUCAUUUUUGCAGAACUUUUUCACUGAUAGUGAUCAAAUGGGUUGUUACAUUCAAUAGAAAGUCUACCUACUGCCACCCAAAUGUUUAGUGAAAGAAAAUAAAGUUGUGUCAAUUUUGAAAAUAAAGGUUUUUUAUUGCAUUUUCAAAAA
Messenger RNA from Tribolium madens (black flour beetle), 1518 nucleotides. RefSeq names its product 4'-phosphopantetheine phosphatase. Lineage: Eukaryota; Metazoa; Arthropoda; Insecta; Coleoptera; Tenebrionidae. Gene Ontology annotation, molecular function: pantothenate kinase activity; ATP binding. Gene Ontology annotation, biological process: coenzyme A biosynthetic process. The record is from RefSeq and is a predicted model, not a curated record. Gene Ontology annotation, cellular component: cytosol; nucleus. The coding region runs from base 266 to 1333 and encodes 355 amino acids. The transcript is spliced from 4 exons.